Molecule: messenger RNA, 2730 nt
Organism: Talaromyces amestolkiae
Lineage: Eukaryota; Fungi; Ascomycota; Eurotiomycetes; Eurotiales; Trichocomaceae
Exons: 7
Coding region: 1-2730 (909 amino acids)
Molecular function (GO): protein-folding chaperone binding
Source: RefSeq, a predicted model, not a curated record
AUGCGCUCAAGUCCGCGAACUCCAGUCGACCCCGACUUGGCAGACUUGUUCGCCAGCCGGGGAAGGCUCGACGCGCAUCGAUAUAUGGAAACGAGAGACGCUCAUGACCUUGAAAAUGCAAUCUCAAACAUGCGCUCGGCAAUAGCUCUCACUAAAGAUACCCAAUCAACGAGGAAAAAUACCGGACUGAAUGAGGCCCGGCAAUUGGCAACAUGGGCUCUGGAGUGUUUGUCAGACUGUGACGCAAAUCAGGCUCAAGUUCUUGCUACCCUCGGUACCAUAUUAACCAGCCAGUAUGACCGUUCGGGAAGGACUCUUGAUCUAGAGGAGGCCAUCUCCAGUCUAUACAUUGCGACUCAGGUUCGAAGCCUUUCUGACAAUGGCACGUUUCGGGCUGUCGUGUUGAACAAUCUCUCCUGUGUCCUGGCAAAGCGCUAUGAAAUUACUGGAAGAAGGGAAGAUCUCAAUGACGCCGUUACUAGUGCGCUGGAAGCGACUGAAGUUAAUAGCCUGACCAACGCAUUAUUUGAGCUUCGCAUAGUCACUGAGAUUUCGUCAGAAGACUCAAAGCUCGACACUCUUCUUAGUCAGUUAGGUGGUCUGGCAAUUGAACAACACACUUUGAGGGCCCCGCAAAUGGAUCAAGGGAUAGAGAUGUCGCAGUCGUAUUACCCAAAGUCUCUGACAUUCUAUUUCUUUCUGUUCAUAUCGACUACGGUAUUCGUCUUUUUGCCGAUGGCAUUCUACCCACUUGUUGUGUUCUUUGGCGGCAUUGUGUCCAACUGGGCUUUUCAGCAAUACUAUCAGCAAAUUACCAACAGGGAUAAGUCUCGUUAUUUACUUUAUUUAAUUUCGACUUGGGUCCAGGAGAAAUUCUUGCUGCCAUAUAACAGUACCGGUUUCACGCCAACACUUUUUCCUACUCCGUGGAUUGAUAUCUGCCCUACUCUUAUCUUUCCAAGGUCAGAAGAGGAACCGUAUAAGCUGGAUAUAUCGCGUAAACAGAAACCAAUACAUGCUACGCGAUUGCAGUCCAAAUAUGAUGAAGUACAGGAAAAUUGGGCUAGAGAUCGGUCUCCGGCUCCUGAUACUUUUUCGGCAUUUAAACGGUAUACGUCAAAGUCCAAGAGUCCUGGUCUUUACGAUAUCGCCGAUUCAAAGAUCUGGGAUGAUGUGAAUAACUCUCUAAGCGACAAUGAACACUCAGGAACGCUGCGAUCCGUGUCUGAAGAAGGGAAAGUCUUUAAUCACUUUGAUGACAUAUCAGGAGAUGGACCAAAUAUUCUUACAAGACGAGUAUCUACGACUGAAGAUGUUCCUGAGACCGACAUUGCGUAUCCCGUGAAAUUUAUAGAAUGUUUUGAGCAACAAGAGACAAUUUCAGAGACGGUGCCUACUUCUGUUGGGCAUCCAUCCAAACAAGCAGUGACUGAGGCGGUCCUACCUAGUGACGGAGAAGAUAACAUAAUGGAUUCCACUAAACAAGGCAAGUAUAUCAUGAUUCUUUCACCACCCAUCGAGGAUUCACAUAGUACCUUAGGGAAAGAGUUCAUUGAUCAAAAGGUCCACAGUCGUGUAUCUCCUACACAGCUUGAAAAAGAAUCCUCGGCAUUCGACUCCGUGGCCCAAGGGAAUACUUCAAACGACAUAAACAAAAAUGAGGGCAAUGCCAUGGGAAACAUCUACAGUGAGGAAGCACACGUUGUCGGUCAUUUGAGUCGUCACUAUGGUGAUAAAUUUGAAACGAAGAACAUUUCCGCAGUUCUCCCCUGGCACAAUAUCCCGGCUGCCAAUCAGAGUCUGUCMCCCGCCACGCUGGAUGAAACAGAUGCAGAGGAUAUCCCGCGAGAGGUUAUUCCGCGAGAGGUUAUUCAGCGAGCGGUUAUUCAGCGAGAGGUUAUUCCGCGAGAGGAUAUCCCGCGAGAGAUUAUACAAGCCUCACCUGAAUCUGAAUCAGAAGCCUCCGCAUUAGAGAGAAGAUUGCGUCGGCUUCAAAGGUAUAUAUCUAGUCUAGAGCACAAACAAGAUGCCGCAUCGAAGGAUCAUCUAAAAUCUGCUAAAGAAAAAGCUGCAAACCUUUCUGGGGAAUUACGGAAUCUUCUCGAGAUUUCCGCACGGAGGUAUAUCAAUGGUCAUUCAGCUGAAGCACAAACCGCGCGAGUUAUCAAUCGGCCUGCCGAGUCCGAUGUGGAGGUGGAGGUACCUUCACCACCAACGAGCUAUUAUGGAGAAACCAAUAGUCAGGCAUCAUCUGACAGGUAUCCAAAAGAUUUCACCUAUGAAAGCCCCAGAAUGCGCUCGGACCAUAUCGUCCCAACACAACGAGAAAGCAGAGCCAAGAAAAAAGUAGUAAAGCAAGUGCGAACAGUGCGAGCAGACCGUACUUCCAUGCCCCCCCAAGCGCCAAAUAUCAAACAUUUCAAAACUUCCCGCGAACAAGUUGAAGUGCUCUACUCGUACUUCCGGAAAUACCUACUACCACUUUGUGACUUAUAUGUUCGUUAUACUCCAGACGAUCAAAAAACACGCGAAUCCCAGCAUACGAAAUUGAGCGAGACUAUUAUGUCUCAGGUGCUUCUGAACGCCGAUUGCAUUGAAAUAGAUAAUGAGUCUACUCGCAAUGCACGUCGCAGACUGGUGGGCGAGGCCCAGGCGACCUUGAAAAGACUCGAUGAUGCAUUAAACAGUUCAAGAAAGGUUGCAUAUGUAGAAGACAUGUAUGACGACUAA